Messenger RNA from Prunus mume (Japanese apricot), 1095 nucleotides. Lineage: Eukaryota; Viridiplantae; Streptophyta; Magnoliopsida; Rosales; Rosaceae. The record is from RefSeq and is a predicted model, not a curated record.
AUGGUAACUCCAGAUUCUUCAACCUCGUCAGAUACCAACAGUCGCUAUUACAUUCAUCAUGGAGAAAAUCCCAAUCAAUCACUAGUCACCGAAUUGCUCAAUGGUGAAAACUAUGCUACUUGGAGUCGAUCUGUACAAAUGGUUAUCUCUGCCAAGAACAAACUUGGCUUCAUCAACGGAAAAUUCGAGGCUCCAUCGUCAACCAAGCAGCCCGACGAAUAUGAGUUGUGGGAGCGUUGUUACAAUAUGAUUCUUUCAUGGCUCGAGCAUUCAGUAGCAUCCGAUCUUGCAUCUAGCGUUGUCUUUGCAUCAACAGCCCACGAAGUGUGGGAAGAUUUCCGUGAGCGUUUCGCUCAAGGUAACGCACCUAGAAUCUACCAAAUCCAGAAGGCAAUUGCUUCACAUAUGCAAGGUACAUCUACCGUCGGUGCUUACUUCACUAAAUUAAAAUCUUAUUGGGAUGAGCUUUCAGUUUACCAUCCUCCUCCAACUAGUGAACACACCAAAGUCCUAGCCAUAGAAAAACAGAAGGAACAAGAUCGGUUAAUGCAGUUUCUCAUGGGACUUAAUGACUCCUAUAAUGCCGUCCGAGGACAGCUCCUCCUUAUGAAGUCUCUUCCAAAUGUGCGCGAAGCAUACAAUUUUGUCACUCAAGAGGAGAAACAACGGGAAAUUGGAAACAAUUCAAUUGCCGAAAAUUUUUCAGUAGCAACGGCUGUUCGAAGUUUCAAGAAUUCCAACAACAAAUUUUCCGGUAACUCGUUUUCUCAUUCUUCCUCUAAUUCCAAUAGUGAGGGAUUAUUUUGUAGAUAUUGCAAGGACACGCAUAAAAUUGAGACAUGUCCUAAACUCCAUGGAUACCCACCUGGGCACCAACGCCAUGACCCCAAUUUCAAGUCCAAAGCUCGCCAGCCAAACCAAGGCAAUAGUCAUAGACAAGGACAACAUAUGGACCAGUCCUCACACCAUGCUUUCCAUGCCAUCCAUGCAACAGCAAAUGCAGCAACAAAUGCUGCUGGGUCCCAGCCUACCAAUGGCUAUAAUCCUCACGGCUCCACUUCUAUUUUGUCUUCCCAUGACAGCCAUCCUUUUUAG